CUAACCUAAGUUGCUAGCAGGCCAUGGAGCAUGGACCACACGCACAAUCACAGUGGUUACAAGCCCCCAGAUGAGAAGCAAUUGUCUCUUCUAAUUCUGACACAAGCCAAAUUCUUGGACCAGUUUUCAGGCCCGGACUCCACCAAUCGGCGGCUACCCAAAGACCAAUAUUCCACUCCCCGACCGCACUGCCUGCCCUUCCCUUUGUUUGACAUGGAUAGAUUACGUGUCACGCUCUCCUACAACUCUCAUGAUUAUAAACCUUAGCACCCACUUUUAGUCUUCCCCAAAUGUACAGUAUCCAUAAUCCCAAAUCUUUCUUCAAAUCUUCAAUGCUCUUUUUUUAGCUCACUUUUUCAAGGAAGGAAGCAUGGCUUGCAUGAGAUAGGUUAGAACAAAUCAGAGCUAGAGAGAGGACCAGAGAGAGAGAGAGAGAGAGAGAGAGAGAGAUUUCUCUGCAGAAGAGUGAGAAUUCAGUUCAUCAACGCCCAUGAAAAGGAAGUGGCCCCAUGAGGAAGAGAGGUGUUUGAUGAUAGAGAGUGGAUCUUUGGGUUUCAGUGAGAAAGAAAGAGCUCCAGUCAGAGAGAGAAGUAGAGGGGGGGCAGUGAGAGAAAAAGGCAAAAGAAAUGGGUGAGAAUGACAAGGAGCCAGGCCCAAAGAAUUUGAAAUUGGGAAUUUAGAGAGAGAGAGAGAGAGAGAGAAAGAAAUGGAGAGAGAAGAAAAAGUAAGAGAGAGAGAGGGGAAAAAGCAGGAAUUCAUGGGGAUAAAGUUGAAACGCGGAGUGUUGGUGGGGAAAAGAGGGGGAACUAGCACUCCUUCACCCACAUGGAGAUUUGGGUUUGUUCAACCUCAACCUGCUGCUUCUGCUUCUCUUAGGCAAGAAUUCACAUUUCCCACCACCAACGCCCCCAAUCUCUCUGCUAGGAAGCUCGGUGCCAACCUCUGGGAGCUUCUGCCCCAGCUGAAGGCGGUUAGGAUGAGCAAGAGUGGCGCCGCCAGGCUGCCCUAUCGCCGCCCCCACCACCACCACCACAGGGACAAGGAUUUUCAGCUUCCCGUCCAACUGGAUGAUGAGCCUCCUGAUAGUCCCCAUGAAGAGCCAGCAAGUGCUAGUAGUUUGAAAAGACAUGUUGUGGCAUCACUAAUUCAACACCAUCGAUUACUUGACAGAGCUGGUCAUGCCCUACAACCUGUUUCUCCUGCAAGUUAUAGUAGCUCAAUGGAGGUGGCACCUUAUAAUCCUGCAGUCACCCCAAGUAGUUCUUUGGACUUUAAGGGUCGGGUUGGGGACUCAAGUUUCAAUCUUAAAACAUCCACAGAGUUACUUAAAGUACUAAAUCGCAUAUGGAGUCUUGAAGAACAGCAUGCAUCCAAUAUGUCAUUGGUGAAUGCAUUAAAACGGGAACUGGAUCAUAGCCGGGCACGAAUCAAAGAGCUACAGCGAGAGAAGCAAGUAAACCGGCAGGAAAUCGAUGACUUCAUGAAGCAAGUUGCGGAGGAUAAAAUUGCUAGAAAGAACAAGGAGCAAGAUCGGAUAAAAGCUGCAGUUCAGUCAGUGAGGGAUGAGCUAGAAGAUGAGAGGAAAUUAAGAAAACAUUCAGAAAGCCUUCACAGGAAGCUGGCCAAAGAGCUCUGUGACAUGAAAACAUCAUUCUAUAAUGCUUUGAAGGAACUUGAAAGAGAGAAAAGAGCACGAAUUUUGCUGGAGGAUUUGUGUGAUGAAUUUGCCAAGGGAAUACGAGAUUAUGAACAAGAGGUGCGGUCCUUGAAACACAAACCUGAAAAGGAUCGUGCUCAAAUGGAGAGCCCUGAUCGAUUAAUUCUCCAUCUUUCUGAAGCAUGGUUAGAUGAACGUAUGCAAAUGAAGCUUGCUGAUCAAUUCGAUCCUGCAGAAAAGGAUACAAUUGUAGACAAGUUAAGCCUUGAAAUUGAAACCUUUCUUCGCGCUAAACAUUCUGGCAGUUCUAUUAAGAGAAAUGACUUAUCCUCCAAAAAGCCAAUGGAAAGUAACUUGCACAGGCAAUCCUUGGAGUCCUUUCACUUGAAUGAGGCUGUAAGUGCUCCCCAUAAUGCUGAGGAUGAGGAGGGUUCUACUAGUGGUGAUUCAAAUUGUUUUGAAAUAAAGAGGGCUUCAAGCGGAAAGCAAAGCAAUGGCAGCUCCAAACAACACGAGGAUGAUGCCUCAGAAAGUCAUCUUAAAGAAAAAGUCAAAGCAAAACCUACAAAGAAAAAGGUCCGAUCACGAGAAAUUGUCAAGGGCCAACCCGGCUUGCAAAUGCAAUUUGAACAACAGAUGGCCGGGGCUGCGUCAUCUAAUGGAAACAGGGCCAAGCUUGUGAUUGAUGAACAGGUGGAAAUUGGAGCAGAGGAUCAAGUUGAGGCAAAGGAUGCCCAGAAGCUUGAAAAACACGAGGCCGCAAAAGGAGAGGCCGCAAAAGGAGGUACCCGUGAAAAAAAGAACAAACGUGUUGGGAACCCUAGACUGAACCCUAAUCAUAUGCUGAAUAACUUAAUUAGAAACCAUUCCUUGUCAUUGGAAGGGGCUAAACUUCAUUCAGAGAAUAACUUCACAGAAGGCUCCGAUAGUCAUUUGGCACUUCCAGGUCAUGCAAGUCCGGUACAACCAUGGAUGUCAAGAUUGACAAACCCCGACAUUGAAGCUUCUUCAGAUCAAGCUUCUUCUAGAUGGCCCCAAGGCUUGAAAGAGAACACCUUGAAGGCAAAGCUACUUGAAGCGAGGUUGGAGGGCCAGCGUUCUCACACGAAGGCAUCCAGAGGUUCUUCCUAGGCUGAUCGAACUGCUGUCCUCUUUGCUGCAACAAUCCUUCUGACAAAGAACUUCUGGUUUCUUCCGAUACCCUUGCUGCCCAGUUUGGACAUUGCACUUCUGGAACUUCUAAAUAGGUGUCAUAACUAUGUUCUGUUUGUAAUUUCGGAGUUUUGCCUGUACAUGAGAACAUAUUGUCAGACAAAUCUAGAUUUACUGAGAUCAUCUAGAAUUCAAGUAUCGUUCCACUGGUUUAAUACACUAGUUAUGAGCUCCAUCAUGGAUUUUUGCCAAUGUAUUGUCCUUGCUGCUUUGGCAGCUGUUUUCUU
Molecule: messenger RNA, 3096 nt
Organism: Diospyros lotus (date-plum)
Lineage: Eukaryota; Viridiplantae; Streptophyta; Magnoliopsida; Ericales; Ebenaceae
Exons: 3
Coding region: 707-2788 (693 amino acids)
Source: RefSeq, a predicted model, not a curated record